Molecule: messenger RNA, 1152 nt
Organism: Colletotrichum orchidophilum
Lineage: Eukaryota; Fungi; Ascomycota; Sordariomycetes; Glomerellales; Glomerellaceae
Product: deuterolysin metalloprotease
Exons: 6
Biological process (GO): proteolysis
Molecular function (GO): metalloendopeptidase activity
Source: RefSeq, a predicted model, not a curated record
UUCAACCUUCAAGUUUCGGAAUUUUUCUUGUCUCACCAUCCACGACCCUCAUCCCCAUCGACGACCCCAGAUCCUGCCUCCUCGGUUCUCGCAUUCACAAUGAAGUUCACCAUAGGUGUCUCCAUGCUGGCCACCUUGGUCAGCGCCGUCAACGUUGAUAUGGCCAAGCGCGACACGUCUCCGCUCGGUGUCAAGCUCGAGGCUAUUGGCAACUCUGGUGUGAAGGCUGCCCUUACUAACACUGGUGAAUCUGCCAUCAAGCUCUUCAAGACUGGCACCUUCCUUGACAAUGCUCCCGUUGAGAAGGUUGAGGUUUUCGCUGCUGGCAACAAGAUCGACUUUGACGGCAUUCGCCUGCAGAUUGCCACCUCCGGUCUAACCGAGGAGGCUUUCCAAAUUGUCGCUGCCGGCGAGACCGUUGAGGUUGAGUUCGACGCUGCCGAGCUCCACGAUCUGAGCACCGGCGGCGCCGUCGAGAUCGUCGCCCAGGGCUCCUUCCUCUACGCCGAUACCGAUUCCACCGACAUUGCCGGCGCUGUUCCCUUCAGCAGCAACAGCAUAAAGACCGAGAUCAACGGCGAUGCAGCUGCCUCUGUUCGCGCUGCCUUCAUCGAGAAGCGUACGGCCGUGCAGUCCGACUGCACCGGCACUCGCCGCACUGCCACCGUCAACGCCAUCACCCGCUGCCGGUCCCUUGCCGUUGCCGCGUCCUCAGCUGCUGCCUCUGGUCCGGCUGCCCGCAUGACUGAGUACUUCAAAUCCUCUACUACUGCUACCCGCAACACCGUUGCUGCUGUCUUCGGCAGAAUUGUCUCAGAGUGCGGCAGCACUACCUCCGGGGUCUCUCGCCAGUAUUGCAGCGACGUCUACGGCGCCUGCUCCAGCAAUGUCAUCGCAUAUACCCUUCCAUCUCAGUCUUACAUGGUCAACUGCCCCACUUUCUUCACCAUGUCUGCGGCCUCUAGAACUUGCCAUGCACAGGACCAACAGACCACUAUCGUUCACGAGAUGACGCACCUGACCCAGAUCAGAGGCACCUCUGACUACAAUGGAUACGGAUACAACUUUGUCCGCAGCUUGACAGCUUCUCAGAACCUCAACCACGCUGACACUUACACCCUCUUCGCCCAGUCUAUCUACGCUAGCUGCUAA